Molecule: messenger RNA, 7933 nt
Organism: Coregonus clupeaformis (lake whitefish)
Lineage: Eukaryota; Metazoa; Chordata; Actinopteri; Salmoniformes; Salmonidae
Product: dedicator of cytokinesis protein 5
Exons: 51
Coding region: 79-5694 (1871 amino acids)
Biological process (GO): cell migration; small GTPase-mediated signal transduction
Cellular component (GO): plasma membrane; cytoplasm
Molecular function (GO): guanyl-nucleotide exchange factor activity; small GTPase binding
Source: RefSeq, a predicted model, not a curated record
CUGUAGUGUUCAGGACGAGAAGUGUCCCACCCGCCCAGCAGUUCAUCUAUUUAUUUAUUUAUUUAUCAUUUCACCGCAAUGACCCGCUGGAUUCCAACUAAAAAAGAGAAAUAUGGCGUUGCAAUUUAUAACUAUGACUCCAGAGGCGAGCAGGAGCUGUCUCUCCAGGUGGGAGACACUGUACAUAUACUUGAGACAUUUGAAGGCUGGUAUAGAGGUCACACAUUACGGGACAAAUCACAGAAGGGCAUUUUCCCAGCCUCGUACAUCCACCUGAAGGAGGCUAAAGUUGAAGGGACAGGCCAACAGGAAAUAGUUAUCCCAGGAGACCUACCAUUGGUACUGGAGCUCGGUGCCACUCUGAGGGAAUGGGCACAAAUAUGGCACAACCUUUAUGUGAACAACAAGACAACUCUGUUCAGGAACGUACAGCAGAUGGCCUACUGCCUCAUCGAGUAUAGAUCUCAGAUAGUGUCGGGAACAUUGCCCAAGGAUGACCUUGUGGAGCUCAGGAAGAAAGUCACAGCUAAGAUUGAUUAUGGAAACCGGAUUCUGGGUUUGGACUUGGUGGUGCGAGAUGACGCGGGGAACACUUUAGAUCCGGACUGCACCAGCACAGUCAGUCUGUUCCGGGCCUUUGAGACUGCAUCCCGCAGUAUAGAUGACAGAAUACAGGAGGAGAAGACCCGGCUGCAGAACCUGGAGAUGAGGCGCCAGUCCCUGUUCAGCACAGUGCACACCUACAGUCUCUUCGUGAACCUCAAGAACUUUGUGUGUAACAUCGGGGAGGAUGCAGAGCUGCUUAUGUCACUCUAUGACCCUGACCAGUCUGAGUUCAUCAGUGAGAACUUCCUGGUGCGCUGGGACAGCAUGGGCAUGCCCAAAGAGAUUGAGAAACUCAACAACCUGCCUGCCCUCUUCACGGAUCUGAGCAGCAGUGACCUGAUUAGGCCACGUCUGUUCCUCGUCUGUCAGAUUAUCAGGGUGGGCAGCAUGGAGCUCAAGGAGGGCAAGAAACACACGGGAGGGUUAAGGAGACCGUUUGGUGUGGCUGUGAUGGACAUCACAGAUAUUGCCCAUGGAAAAGCAGACGAUGAGGAGAAGCAGCAUUUCAUCCCCUUUCAGCAGAUAGCUAUGGAGACCUACAUCCGUCAGAGGCAGCUCAUCAUUUCUCCUCUCCUCCCAUCCCGGGUCAUUGGAGAGAACGAGCCUCUCACCGCCGUCUUCAACAAAGUCAUUAACACCCGGGAGGUCAACCACAAGGGCCAGGGACUGUUUGUGACCCUGAAGCUGCUUCCUGGUGACCUGUCCCAGGUCAGGAAGGACUACCCUCACUUUGUGGAUCGCACCACCGCCAUCGUCAGAAAGAUGGGCUUCCCUGAGAUCAUCCUCCCAGGAUAUGUGAGGAACGAUAUCUAUGUCACCUUGCUGCAGGGGGAGUUUGACCGUGGUAAAAAGACGUCACCCAAAAAUGUUGAGGUGAUGUUGAGUGUACUAGAUGACGAUGGCAAUCUCAUGGAGAAAGCAAUAUUUCCUGGAGCUGGAUAUGAUGGGAUCACAGAAUACAAGUCUGUAAUUUACUACCAAGUCAAGCAGCCGAGCUGGAAUGAAACAGUCAAGGUGACUAUUCCUAUUGAAGAUGUGGGCCGCUGUCAUCUCAGGGUGAUGUUUCGACACAGAUCAUCUCAGGACUCUAGAGACAAAUCAGAGAAGCCAUUUGGCAUGGCGUUCGUCCGCCUGAUGAAAGGAGACGGAACCACGCUGAGAGACGGCAGACAUGACCUCAUCGUCUACAAGGUUGACGUGAAGAAGACUGAGGAUGCAAAGACAUACCUGACUCUGCCAGGCUCCUGGGCUGAAGUGGAGGAGAAGGAGAGGCAGACAGGGAAAACCUUUCAGCAUUCAGGAGUCAUCCCACUCACCAAGGACAGCUUCCAGAUUGGCACUCUCACCUGCUCCACUAAACUCACCCAGAAUGUGGAUCUCCUGGGCCUGUUGAACUGGAGGUCCAACCCUGAAGAGCUGGACCAGAACCUGCAGCGCCUGAUGGAGGUCGAGGGAGGGGAGAUUGUCAAGUUUCUACAGGACACACUUGAUGCCCUCUUCAGCAUCAUGAUGGAGACUUCAGAGGAGGAUACUUAUGACACGCUGCUGUUUAAUGCUCUGGUGUUCAUAAUCACACUGAUUGGAGACAUCAAGUUCCAGCACUUUAACCCAGUACUGGAGACAUACAUCAACAAGCACUUCAGUGCCACUCUGGCUUACAUGAAGCUGACGAAGGUUCUGAAUUACUAUGUGGGCCAUGCAGAUGAGCCUGUCCUAACCGAGAGACUGUACUCAGCCCUCAAAGCCCUCAAGUACCUGUUCAGGUUCAUUGUGCAGUCCCGGGUCCUCUACCUCAGAUUCUAUGGGACCAGUGAGGAUGCUUUCUUCAACUCCAUACGGACACUCUUCCUCUCCUUCAACACACUCAUGGACAGACCGCUGGAUGAGGGAGUGAAGAUAAAGGGGGCGAUACUGAAAUACCUACCCACCAUCAUUAAUGACAUCAAGAAUGUCUUUGAUCCUGUGGAGCUCAGUGUUCUUUUGACCAAGUUCAUCGAGAGCAUCCCUGACUCUCAGCUGGUGCGCCAGAAGCUUGGUUGCAUGUGUAAGAUGGUGGAGAGUGACCUUUUCAAACAGUCAGAGUGUCGAGAUGUCCUUUUGCCGCUGGUGACAGACCAGCUGAGUGGGCAGCUGGAUGACCACUCCAAUAAGCCAGACCACGAGGCCUGUGUUCAGCUGCUCAGCACUGUGCUGGACAACCUGGACCGCAAGGAUGUGGGUCCAACCCGGGGCCAUGUCCAGCUGAUUAUGGAGCGGCUGCUUCGCAGGGUCAAUCGCACUGUCAUCAGCAUGAGCAGAACCUCCACUCUCAUUGGUCAUUACCUAGCCUGCAUGACUGCCAUCUUGAAGCAAAUGGAUGACAUGCACUACACCCACUACAUCAGCACCUUCAAGACCAGACAAGACAUCAUUGACUUCCUGAUGGAGACAUUCAUCAUGUUUAAGGACCUGAUGGGGAACGUUUUCCCCUCUGACUGGAUGACCAUGAACCUCCUGCAGAUUGGGGUGUUUCUGCGGGCCAUCAACCAGUACUCUGAGGUCCUCAACAUGUACUUCAUGGACCAGACCCACUUUGAGCUGCAGCUCUGGAACAACUACUUCCACUUGACUGUUGCAUUCCUUACCCACAAGUCAUUGCAACUGGAAUCCUUCUCUCAAGAAAAACGGAAUAAAAUAGUGAACAAGUAUGGAGACAUGAGGAAGAGCAUUGGCUUUAAGAUCAGAGAUAUGUGGUAUAAUCUUGGCCCCCACAAGAUGAAGUUCAUCCCUGCCAUGGUGGGGCCCAUCCUGAAGGCUACCCUGGUGCCUGAGCCAGAGCUGAGGAAAGCCACCCUCCCCAUCUUCUUUGACAUGAUGCAGUGUGAGCACAACUUCACUCCCAGCCGCACCUUUAACAUGUUUGAGAAUGAACUGAUCACCAAGUUGGAUCAGGAGGUGGAGGGAGGCCGUGGGGAUGAACAGUACAAAAUCCUGCUGGAGAAAACGCUACUGGAGCACUGCCGGAGGCAUAGAUACCUGUCUCAGUCAGGGGAGGAGCUGGCUCUGCUGCUCAGCAGUCUGCUGGAGAAGCUACUGGCCUACCGCACCAUCACACAUGACGAGAGCCCUGAGCUCCGCAUGAGCUGCACCGUCAACGUCCUGAACUUCUACAAGGAGAAGAAGCGGGAAGACAUUUACAUUCGGUAUCUGUACAAGCUAAGGGAUUUACACCUUGUCUGUGAGAACUACACGGAGGCAGCCUACACCCUGUUACUUCACGCUGAACUCCUUGAGUGGUCUGACAAGCCCUGUGCCCCACAUCUGAUCCCCGGUCAUGGCAAACAUGUCUGGACCCAGCAGGAGCUCAAAGAGAGACUCUUCCAGGAGAUCAUCUGUAACCUGGACAAGGGCAAAAUGUGGGAGAAAGCCAUUGAGAUGGGUAAACAGCUGGCAAAGAUGCACGAGAACCAGAUGUUUGACUUCAUGGAGCUUAGCCAGCUGCUGAAACAGCAAGCCCAGUUCUAUGAGAAUAUAAUGCAUGCCAUGCGACCUCAGCCAGAAUACUUUGCUGUGGGAUACUAUGGCCUUGGAUUCCCCACUUUCCUCAGGAACAAAGUGUUCAUCUACCGUGGUAAGGAGUAUGAGUGGCUGGAGGACUUCAGUCUGAAGCUGCUGUCUCAGUUCCCCAAUGCAGCCAGGAUGACCAGCACCGCGCCCCCUGGGGACAACAUCUGUAACUCCCAAGGACAGCACAUCCAGUGUUUUACAGUCAAGCCAGUCCUUACUGUGCCCACCCAGUUCAAAGACAAGGGGGUUCCUGAGCAGAUCUUGAACUACUACAGAACCAAUGAAGUGGACCAGUUCCAGUAUUCCAGACCCUUCAGGAAAGGUGCAAAGGACCCCGACAAUGAAUUUGCAACCAUGUGGAUCGAGAGGACGACUUACAUCACAACCUAUCACUUCCCAGGGAUUCUCAAAUGGUUCGAAGUGAAGUCCAUCUCUGUUGAGGAGAUCAGCCCUCUGCAGAAUGCUGUGGAGACCAUGGAGAUGGCCAAUGAGAAGCUCAGUAACCUGGUGCAGCAGCAGGCAUGUGACAGCUCCACGUCCGUCCACCCACUCUCCAUGAUGCUCAAUGGCAUUGUUGACCCUGCCGUCAUGGGUGGCUACUCCAACUACGAGAAGGCAUUCUUCACGGACACCUACAUGCAUGAACACCCAGACGACCUUGAGAGCAUUGAGGUCCUCAAACAUCUUAUUGCCCUCCAGAUCCCUCUCCUGGCUGAUGGGAUCCGGAUCCACGGAGAGAAAUCCACUGAGCAGCUGAAGCCCUUACACAACCGCCUGCUCACCUGUUUCUCUGACCUGCGGGAGAGAGUAGAGAAGCAUUAUGGCGUCAUAACCCUGCCGUGCUCUCUCACUGAAAGGAAGAAGAGUCGCGUGGGCUCCGUAGUGAUGCCCUACAUCCUGUCCUCCACCCUGCGCCGCAUGUCCACUGUCUCCAUCCUCUCUACCACCUCCUCAGGCCUCUCCAGCGGCUCCACCUCCUCUGACGGACCCUCCCGGCCCUCUUCCUCCCAGGAUUCACUGUUGUCCCGUGACACUGCCAACGAUCGCCGGGCCUCGAUGUUGUCCCGCUCUGAGGAUGACAACCGGAUCGGUCGAAAGAACCGAAAAGAAUGGAGUGUGAGCAAGUCACAGGUUUUGGUGGAGAGACAGACAGACAUAGAUGAGCAGACCCUUCCAGAGAAGCCGCAGAGACCCAAAAGUCUGCAGUUUGGGGACCGUCGCCUGACCCUGUCUCUGUUCCAGGGUGCCUCCUCUCAGCUCAGCCUUGGCAACCCUCUCAGCCCCCUGCCAGCCUCUCCUCACACUCCUCACAGCUCCAAUUAUUCAUCUCUCCCCGGUGAUAAUAAUGCCACCACUGACACUCCUGGGACACCCCCACCCAUGCCACCAAAGAAACAUCCCCACGAGAUGUUUGACAUCUCCCAAAACUCCCUUGAGUUCCACCCUCCUCUGCCUCAGAAAAUUGACAGCAAGCCCCCUCCACCUCCUCCUAAGACCAGGAAGUCUAUGUUCCCUGGCUCCUACGAGAAUAAUCCUCAGUGAGGAUCCUCCACCCGGACAGUCCCUCUCAUCUGGUUCAGACCUGCUGCCUGGGAUAAGGGCUUGGUUCAUCUUGUGGUACUGUAGCACUUUAUCUACAGUACUAUUUCAGGACCAGUACUAUAACCUGUUAUGUACUUCAAAAUUACAUGUCAACAAUUUAUGUUUCUGAUACUUACUACAAGUUAUUCCAACAAACUGGUACGUGUGAUGUGUGUGCCCUGUAAAUCUCUAAGAAACAGAAGCAUAAUUGUUUCCAUACUAAAGUAAUUGAAUGGUAUGUUGUAAAAUGGAGUGUGACAGAUUUCUGUGUAAGCCGUGGUGCGUGGGGUCACAAGUCUUUUCAUUUUUAGAGGAGAGUCCAUUUAUAGUCUAGUUUCCUGGGAAUGUGGUAUUAGAUCAAUGUGGAUUUAAUUCAUGAUUUGGGAAGUGUAUAUAGUUCUGAAAAAGCAAUAAUAACGGUGACCGUAGCAUAUUUCCCAAGGAUCUUUGAGGUGUUGUUGUAUAUAGUGUAGUAUAUAUUUUGGGAAUAUCACUGCUAGCAUAAGGAAUGACCAAAGCUUCAAUUUUGUCUUUUGUCAUUAUGUGUUGGAAUCACACUGGACUGUUAAUAAUUUCCAGUGCCUGUUUUGGGCAUUCGUCAAGAAAAGCACAGGCGGUGACUGCAUUUUCAUGUUUUAUUAUGUGAUAUAGCUAGGUGAAAACCUUUUUAUUAGAAUCACUAUUACUGAUCAAUGGCAGGGAAUGUGUGGUCUGUGAUUUUCAACAGACUUUGAUUCUAUUGUUGUUGAUUAUAUAGUCUAAAUCUAUGGUUGCGACCCUGGAUGAGUUUUUGGUUCCCUUGACCCAGUCAUAGAUCAUAGGUGGUACAUGCAUAGUAGUCCUUUUUGGGGGAAUUGAGAUUGUAAUUAAAAUAUAACUUUCCCCAAAAUAAAUGUGUGGAUGAUAAUCACAUUGAAAAACCUUGACUAACUCAUAAAUUCUGAGUAACUAUGCAUUACAUAAUUGUGUGAUGAAAGCACACUAAGAUAGUACCUCAAUGAUUUCAGAUUCAUUAGAGACAUGCACUGGAUGGAUUUCAUGUAAAUUAGAUUUUUUAAAUUGUAUAUUUUUUAUGUUUUAUAAGAACAAAAUACUGUAUGUCUUGAACUCUUGCUUUCUAUACAAAUCAGCUUGAUAUAUUUAGCAAGUUGUCAUUUUAACACGGUAUGGCACAAACUCAAUAAUCUGUUUAGAGUUGACAGGUGCAUUUCAUAGUUUCAUUUUAUUAGGCUUUUAUUGAUGAAUUGUUGUAUUACUUUAACUUAUUUCAGUGAUUUUAAAGGUUUCAAGUUAAUUGGUAUGCGCUCAUCAAGCAACUUGAGUUGAACAGAUAGAAACAUGGUCAUUUACAUUGGUCUACUUUCAACAGUGAACAUUUCAACUUAUAUCAAUAUAUACAUUCUUUUUUUAUUAUUCGGUCUCAUAUAGUUGUUGUUUUCAAAACAAUGCAAUGCUCUCUUUCUCCUCUGAAUUGCUCAUGUGAUCUCUUUCAGAAAUUACCGUUUUGAUUUAUAUAGUGCAAGAAUGAGUCAGUAUUUUAGUUAGACUAUUUCCAGGGAUCAAAUAUAUUUUAGAAGGGAACUAACCUUGUAUGAGUUUUUCUAACAAUGAUCAGAACAGAUAUUUGUAAAGAGAUUUAAAGCUAUAUAGUAGCAUGAAGAGAUGUAAUAUAUAUAUAUUUUUUACCAAUACAACUUGUAAAUCCGACCAAACAAAAAUAAAGAUUUCAACAAACUGUUCUGUUGAAUUGUAGGAGGUAUUGUUACAGAAGGCUAGACAGCCAGCCUCUGUCCUCAGCAGAAGUUCUUAGAAUCAUUAUCCUGUACUCAUAUCUAGCCUGUAUCAUCCCUUCUCUCUUAUCAAGGACAUAAAAGGCACUAGUUGGGACUUCAUUAUACCUUCUUUGAUGAAUAAUUAUGUGAUAAUUGAGAGGAUAAUGAAGGACCUUGACGUCUGGUGAGAUGUUUUGACAGUGAGAUUCCUUUCAUUCUGUCACACAAAACCUAAUUUCCAUUCCGGUAAAUAGUGAUGUGGAAUGUGAAAAUGUAUGUCUGCCAGUAAUUUCAUUGAGAUACCAGAGGUUCUGCAUGUUAUACUGUACAUGUUAUUCUGCUUCUGUCAUAUUCAUGCUUUAUUUUUAUGUUCUGUAUUGAGAAAGAGAACAUUCUUCAAAGCGGUAUUAAAUGUAUCAAGAUCAGAA